AUGGAGAAGACAUCGGACAAUUCAACUAGCGAUGUUGAAGCCAGUGGAGAGGAGCCUGUUAAUAGCGGUCAGCAUGUGAAUCCAAGAGACGGCAUAAAAAAUUCGCAAUGGAUCCUCACCUGUAUUGCGCUAUACUUGGGAGCUCUUCUAUACGGCCUGGAUACCACAAUCGCUGCCGACGUUCAAGCGCAAGUGUAUGAAGCGUUAGGACAUAUCGAGAAACUGCCGUGGAUUGGGCUUGGAUUUCCAAUGGCAUCAGUGGCAACAAUCCUCCCUUUCGGUCGGGCAUACGCGCUGUUCAACAUAAAGGUAUUGCUUCUUUCAAGCAUUGUCGUAUUCGAAGCUGGUAGCGCACUUUGCGGUGCUGCGCCAACUUCUGAUGCUUUAAUCAUUGGCCGAGCUAUUGCAGGCGUUGGCGGAGCUGGAAUGUAUUUGGGGGCACUUACGUAUUCAUCCACCUUCACUACAAAAACGGAAGCCCCUUUAUAUAAUGCCUUGACUGGCUUAAGCUGGGGUGUAGGCUGCAUUCUUGGGCCAGUUAUCGGGGGUGCAUUCUCUGUCAGCAGUGCAACAUGGCGUUGGGCUUUUUAUAUCAAUCUUCCAGCUGCUGGCAUUCUGUUGCCCAUUUAUCUCUUUAUAGUCCCCUCCAAGAACCCUCGGCCGGAUCUCACUAUUAAACAAAAGUUCGCCGACAUCGACUGGAUUGGUGCGAUUAUUUAUGCUACAAUUUUCGUGUUGUUUAUGAUUGUUGUCACCUUCAGCGGCUCCACAUUUGCUUGGAAUUAUACUACAUCCAUUGUGCUUUGGGUGGUUUUUGGAGUGUGCUUGAUAGCCUUCACCUUACAACAGGGUCUCAAGAUCUUUACAACCGACGAACACCGGAUCUUUCCUGUGCAUUUUCUCAAAUCACGCAGCCUCGUCUUACUCUAUAUUGCUACAGGCAGUGCCGGCGCCGCCCAAGGCGUUGUGCUCUACUACACACCACUAUUCUUCCAAUUCACAAAGGGGGAUAGCCCUUUGCAAGCUGCUGUCCGCCUCUUACCUUUCAUCUGCGUGUUCAUCGUCUUCGUCAUGGCUGCUGGUGCUACGCUUCCUAUAGUUGGGCGAUACAACCUUUACUAUUUUGUUGGUGGUUGUUUCAUCUCAAUCGGAGGGGCUUUGCUCUGUACAAUUAAUGAAACCACAUCUACUGGCAAGAUCUAUGGGUAUGAAGCCCUCUCAGCAAUCGGGAUCGGUCUACUUUUCCAAAUAGGAUACGCUGUCGCUGUUGCCAAAGUGUCUCCCAAGGAUGAACCGAAAGCGAUUGGCUUUAUCAAUGUUGCACAGAUUGGUACCAUUGCUAUUAGCCUUGCAAUUGCCGGGUCGAUAUUUCAAAACGUUGGGUUCAACUUACUCAAGAGCGCCUUUGCCGGGCGACAUCUGCCAGAUGACUACAUCCGAUCGGCUUUGGCGGGCACUCUGUCUCCUGUCUUCUCUUCCGGCGAUGCAGAGAUUAUUCAUGUUGCUGUUGUUGCUGUAGCAGAGACAAUUCGAAAAAUCUUUAGUCUUGUGGCUGCGGCCGGGGCGCUUGUGGUGGUAAGCUCGCUGCUGAUGCGAUUUGAGAAAAUAGACUUGAGCAUUGUUGCUGGUGGUUAA
Trichoderma harzianum CBS 226.95 is the source of this 1635-nucleotide messenger RNA. RefSeq lists its product as hypothetical. Gene Ontology annotation, biological process: transmembrane transport. The transcript is spliced from 4 exons. The record is from RefSeq and is a predicted model, not a curated record. Gene Ontology annotation, molecular function: transmembrane transporter activity. NCBI's taxonomy places the organism in Eukaryota, Fungi, Ascomycota, Sordariomycetes, Hypocreales, Hypocreaceae. The coding region runs from base 1 to 1635 and encodes 544 amino acids.